UACCCAGCUCAACUUCAGUCGUUGUCAUUUUGGAAGCAGAUAGUAAGGAAUUCGUCAUUUUUUGACGUUUGUAGAAAUCAGUUUCUAUAUUUUAUCGUAUUUUUGUGUUUCCUAUGAACCACCGAAGGGGUAAGGAGACCAGAGGAGAGAAAACUUGCUUAUGCUGUCAGCUUUUAGCUGGUUCAUAAACAGCAUUGUCGUGCUAAAGUGUGGAAGUUACGCUGUCAUCAUCACGCAACCUGCACUUUGAUUUUGGGGCAGUGUGCGGUGUGUCACCGACGAUUUUGGGUGUUUACCGGCCAGCCUAGUUGUCUAAGUUUGAUGUAUUAGUCAACGUGAAGCAGACUGCAGAACAACAUGAGCUUAACCAAGGGCGCGAAGAAAGACACAAAGAUGCGGAUUCGGGCGUUCCCGACCAACAUGGAUGAUAAGUACGUGGACAACAUCUGGGCGCUAUUAAAGAAUGCCAUCCAAGAGAUUCAGCGUAAGAACAACAGCGGUCUGAGCUUUGAGGAGCUCUACCGCAAUGCUUACACCAUGGUGCUUCACAAGCAUGGGGAGCGGCUUUACACAGGCCUAAGGGAUGUUGUCACAGAACAUUUAGUCGAAAAAGUGCGGGCUGAGGUCUUGGCAUCGCUGAAUAACAACUUCCUACAGACACUAAAUGCAGCCUGGAAUGAUCACCAGACAGCCAUGGUGAUGAUCAGAGAUAUCCUGAUGUACAUGGACCGGGUCUACGUGCAGCAGAAUAAGGUGGACAACGUCUACAACCUGGGACUGAAGAUCUUCCGGGAUCAGGUGGUGCGCUACGGCAACAUUCGGGACCACCUACGGCAGACACUACUGCAGUUGGUGAUGAAGGAACGACGAGGCGAGGUCGUAGACAGGAGCGCUGUUAAGAAUGCAUGCCACACGUUGAUGGUGCUGGGGAUCGACUCAAGGUCUGUGUAUGAGGAGGAUUUUGAACGGCCAUUCCUGGAGCAGUCGGCAGAGUUCUACCAGGCAGAGAGUCAAAAGUUCCUGGCUGAGAACAGUGCCUCCGUCUACAUCCGGAAGGUGGAAGCACGCAUCAAUGAAGAGGCUGAGAGGGCAGCACACUAUCUGGACAAGUCCACUGAGGAACCCAUCGUGAAGGUUCUAGAAGAUGAGCUGAUUAGCAAACACAUGAAGAACAUUGUUGAGAUGGAGAACUCGGGCGUAGUCCACAUGUUGAAAAAUAACAAGAAAGAUGACCUGGCGUGCAUGUACAAGCUCUUCAUCCGUGUCCCCAAAGGUCUAGAAACCAUGUGCCAGUGUGUGAGUGGUUACCUACGAGAGCAAGGCAAGGCCCUGGUACAGGAGGAAGACAGUGGAAAGAAUCCAAUACAAUAUGUACAGGACCUUCUGGAGCUCAAGGAUAGGUUUGACAUGUUCCUGCGGGAAUCCUUCAACAACGAUCGCAAGUUCAAGCAGACCAUCUCAGGGGACUUUGAAUACUUCCUCAAUCUCAACCCCAAGUCGCCCGAGUACCUGUCGCUCUUCAUCGACGACAAGCUCAAGAAAGGUGUCAAAGGGCUCUCGGAGCAAGAAGUGGAGGCCAUCCUUGACAAGAGCAUGAUCCUAUUCCGAUUUCUGCAAGAGAAGGACGUGUUUGAGCGCUACUACAAGCAGCAUCUUGCCAAGAGGCUACUGCUGAACAAGAGCGUCUCAGACGACUCGGAGAAGAACAUGAUCUCCAAGCUGAAGACGGAGUGUGGCUGUCAGUUCACAUCUAAGCUUGAAGGGAUGUUCAAGGACAUGACGGUGUCUAACACAUUCAUGGAGGAAUUCAAGAACCACGUGCAAACAGCACAGAUCAACAUGUAUGGAGUGGACCUGAGUGUGCGCGUCUUGACCACUGGUUUCUGGCCCACACAGUCGGCCACACCACAGUGUACGAUACCACAUCAGGCCAGAGGUGCCUUUGAAGCCUUCAAGAGGUUUUACUUGACAAAGCACACAGGGAGACAGAUAUCACUGACGCCGCAACUCGGCUCGGCAGACCUACACGCUGUCUUCUAUGGGUCCAAAAAGGAGGUAGGGAAGGUUGAGCAGCGGAGACAUAUCAUCCAGGUGUCAACAUACCAGAUGUGCAUUCUUAUGCUGUUCAACACCAGAGAGCAGGUCACAUAUGAGGAGAUCAGUCAAGAGACAGACAUCCCCUCCAAGGAUCUCAUCAGGGCACUGCAGUCACUUGCCUUAGGCAAACCCACGCAGAGAAUACUUGUCAAAGACCCUAAGUGCAAAGAAAUAGAGAAUAGUCAUGUUUUUACCGUCAACGAUAUGUUCACCUCAAAGCUUUUCAGGGUUAAAAUCCAAACAGUGGCAGCUAAGGGUGAGUCAGAGCCGGAGAGGAAAGAGACUAGGACAAGGGUGGAUGAGGACAGGAAACAUGAGAUUGAAGCUGCAAUUGUUCGCAUUAUGAAGUCAAGGAAGAAGAGACAACACAAUGUACUUGUAGCCGAGGUAACUGAGCAGCUCAAGUCCAGGUUUCUACCCAGUCCUGUGGUCAUCAAGAAGAGAAUAGAAAGCCUUAUUGAGAGGGAGUAUCUGGCCAGGACAGCAGAGGACAGGAAAGUGUACACAUACGUAGCAUGAGUUUAACAACGUGCAGUGCAACAAGGAUUUCUUACAAUGGAUCGUCAGACACCAAUACCCUUAUACAGGACAGUAGAAAGUUUGCCACUUGAGAGCCGUUUAACCCCAAGCUCAAGAAAAACAAAACGGCUUUGGACUGUGAAUUACAGGCCUGGAAACACAGCCAGCACUGCGCAAGUACCUCUGCGAGGAUCGAGUAUGGAUGUUUUAUUUUAAUGAUGAUGUGUCGGACUACCCACGUAAAAGACACCCUUUAUAAGGAGAUAUGCCCAUUUUGGUUACGCCACAUUGUACAUCCUAAAGAACAAAGGUCUCCGUUACCUGACUGCCUCACAAGGGUAGGGAAAUUUCCCCCUUGUGUUAACAUUUGUCACUGGGCUCAUAAGUAACAUGUAGCAAUAUCACUGGCUAGAUGCUUUCUCUUGGGCUUCAGGUAACUCUCGGACAGGCUAUCUUCAAUUUCAGCUUAAAGUGGCUUGGUCCAAAGCUCCUCAGCACGUCCAUUAUUGUAGCAGUUGUUAAGUUGGCUGAGAUUUUCAGCCUUUCAUGAAGCACUAAGUAUUUGCUAGCAGACUCAAGAUUCUGAGGUCUACUGUGUGUAAAAAGUAUGUGGUACGGAAAGAGUUUGUGGAGAGGACCUUUUUAUUUGUCGAGAUAUGGUUUGCAUUUGGGAACCAGUGAUCACUUGGAUUUGCCUUACAAUAGGUGUGAAUGAAAGGCUUAUUCUCUCAAGAGGUCAGGGUUUAAGUUUACGUGUUGAAGGUGUUUCUCUGUAAAGUCACCUUGAAAGCAAAGCGUCUACUGGGAAACCAGUCACUGGUGAAACGCCUUAGGUGGUAUUGAGGCCGGUAACCCUUUCUGUGCUCUCAGGAGCUCUUGGAAAUUGGUUUGGGAUUUGUUCCAUGCCUUAAUCACUGAUACAAUUUCAGGGCGCUGAAGUGGUGGCAACGGUGAAAUAGUCCAUCACAGAAAGUUAGUUUCAAUGCCAACCAGCUCUUGCAAAGUUUACCUGCCGUCGGCAGUUAUAUUACACCAGACGCCACGGUACAUUUUGUAACGGCAUUGAACAGUCGUGGUUAAUUCUUUACUUUGAUCUUCAUGGGUUAGAGUUUAAACAGUAAUCAAAUUAAAAAAAAAUGCUCGUAAGAAUUUAGAACACUCUUGGCAUAUUGACACAGCAUUCAUCAUUUAUCUUUAUUAUGGAUAUUGCCCAUUUAAACUACAUGUACUUGUUGAUUUGCCCCUGCCAUAACUUUAUAAAUUAUGCCCUGUAUCUAGACUCUGAGAGACGUCAUGCAUAUUCCUCCUAAGUUAUGUGUGGAUGGUAGGGUUCAGGUAAUAAAUUAUAUGAAUUUAUUUCUUCAGCUGGUAAUAAGCAGGGGUGAGAUUUUUUGCGAGAUUUUCCCUGAUUUCAGUAUUUUUCU
Messenger RNA from Acanthaster planci (crown-of-thorns starfish), 4040 nucleotides. RefSeq names its product cullin 3 (gene cul3). Gene Ontology annotation, cellular component: cullin-RING ubiquitin ligase complex. Gene Ontology annotation, biological process: ubiquitin-dependent protein catabolic process. Gene Ontology annotation, molecular function: ubiquitin protein ligase binding. The record is from RefSeq and is a predicted model, not a curated record. Lineage: Eukaryota; Metazoa; Echinodermata; Asteroidea; Valvatida; Acanthasteridae.